AUGGAACUUAUGCAGCUGAAGCAGGGUAACACAACUGUUGCAGAAUAUGCUCGUAAGUUUGAUGACUUGUGCCGUUUCUCCAAGAUCUGCCAAGGGAAUCCUGCUGACUUUGAAGAAUGGAAAUGUUUGAAGUUUGAAGGGGGCCUUCGUGAAGAUCUGAUGAGUUCAGUAGUUCCAUUGGAGAUACGAAAUUUUGCUGAGCUAGUUAAUAAGUGUAAGUUAGUAGAAGAUGUGCUAAGAAGGACAAACUUCAAGACACCUGGUGUGCCACAGCGAAGGAAUCCACAAGCUGGUAACGUUCCUGCUCGCUCUGUGGGUGGAAACGGAGGUAGACCGAGGCAGGAUAAUGGCAAACGACCUCAACAGGUGCAGGUGAACACUACAUGCAAGCGAUGUGGGAAGGAUCAUGGUAUUAACCCGUGUUUGUUUGGAACAUUCAAUUGUUAUAGAUGUGGAGGAACUGGACAUAUUGCUAAGGAAUGCCUAAAGAUAUUCGCUCGAAAUCCAGUACGAACCCAGCAACAAGGUCGAGUGUUUGCCAUGACUGCUGAUGAUGCUAUGCAAUCAGACGCCCUGAUCCAAGGUCAGUGUUACGUCAAGAAUCGAUUUCUAACUGUACUGUAUGAUUCGGGUGCAUCGCAUUCUUUUAUUUCUUUAACUGCUGCUCGUGAGUUGGGACUAGAUUUCUCUGAGUUGAACUUUGAUCUAAUUGUCCAUACACCUGCGUCCCAAAAUGCUUUGACUAGUUUAGUGUACCUGCAAGUACCAUUCACUAUUAGAAACAAAACUUUUAUACAUGAUCUAAUUUGUUUGCCUCUAUGUGGUUUAGAAGUUAUUCUAGGAUUAGAUUGGUUGUCCAAGUAUCAUGUUUUCCUUGAUUGCUUUGAAAGAACUGCUAUUAUUCCGUCUGAUAGUUUAGAUAUUAAACCAUUUUUGUCAUAUACCUUAUAUCUGAAUUUUGUAAGAGUUACCUUAGACGGGAGUGAUUGUGAGGGGUACGUUCUGUUAGCGGCUAGCUCAAAUGACAGUGAAGUAAGCUUAGAACAAAUCCGAGUGGUGAAGGAAUUUCCUGAUGUUUUCCCGGACGACAUACCUGAGUUUCCUCCUCAGCGGGAGAUAGAAUUCAGCAUUGAACUUGUACCUGGAACCGGACCAAUUUCCAUAGCACCGUACCGGAUGUCACCACUGGAACUUGCAGAGUUGAAGAAGUAG
Arachis stenosperma is the source of this 1212-nucleotide messenger RNA. RefSeq lists its product as uncharacterized. Bases 1 to 1212 code for a protein of 403 amino acids. Lineage: Eukaryota; Viridiplantae; Streptophyta; Magnoliopsida; Fabales; Fabaceae. The record is from RefSeq and is a predicted model, not a curated record. The transcript is spliced from 2 exons. Gene Ontology annotation, molecular function: zinc ion binding; nucleic acid binding.